AUGCAGACCGAAAUGAACGCCGCCAAAACCAAGAGCAAAGCUCAAAAAUCUCAGCCGUCCCUGACUUGCAACGCCAACACUCAACCGCCCCCAAUAUGCCCUCUGUGUCAACGAACGUUCCUUGAACAAAUCAGGCCUAGUGGAUAUCUUUGCCCCAACUGCUACACCCGGAAGACACCACCUGAUGCCUCCCCGUCCACCUUUGCCAGGCAACCCACGUCGAUAAUCAAGUAUAACUGUGCUCCGGAUUCCUCGUCACACUACCCCGCUUCUACUGCAGUGACUCCUGUCCCCAUCAGCACUGCACACAAUCCUGACGCACCGUCAAACCUCAUCCUCCCCACUGCCAACAUCAGUGAUGUGGACUCAGUCCAUAAAUGCCGCCGUUGCAAUCGCACAUUCACCUCACACAUCGGUCUGGUCCGCCGCUUGCGAAUCCAUUACACACAAACUGGUGAACCGCUGUCCCGGACACCCACAUGCACUCGCCGCAUCCGCCUCCAGUGUCCGCUCUGUCUCCGCACAUUCGCUGACUACAUGGGCCUACUUCGUCACAUGCGUAUCCACGGUAGCGGGAUUCACCACAGUCUCUACAUGCCUCGCGCACCCACAUGA
Spirometra erinaceieuropaei is the source of this 615-nucleotide messenger RNA. NCBI's taxonomy places the organism in Eukaryota, Metazoa, Platyhelminthes, Cestoda, Diphyllobothriidea, Diphyllobothriidae. The record is from the annotation of a GenBank genome assembly.